CAACACAAGUCUCUCUAUUUAUAUAUAUAUAUGUACAUUACUUGCUUUCUCCCAAAGAUAAGUGAAAAUUCGAUCGAUUAGAAUUUAUAAUAUGGGUGUUCUUGAUUAUUUAUCGAUUUUUUGCACCGUUACUAGUACAAGACGACGUAGCAAAAGAAGACCAUUGCAGACAGUGGAGAUAAAAGUGAAGAUGGACUGUGAUGGAUGUGAAAGAAGAGUCAAGAACGCAGUUAGACGCAUGAAAGGUGUGAAAACAGUGGAAGUGAUUAGAAAACAACACAGGGUGAUAGUGAGUGGUUAUGUUGAUCCACAGAGAGUGUUGAAUAGAAUAAAAAGUACUGGAAAAAGAGCAGAAAUGUGGCCAUAUGUUCCAUAUAAUUUGGUGUCUUAUCCAUAUGUAGCUCAAGCAUAUGACAAAAAGGCACCUUCUGGUUUUGUUAAAAAUGUGCCACAAGCACUGAUUACACCUAAUGCUACUGAAGAAAGGAUUACUCAUCUUUUUAGUGAUGAUAAUCCAAAUGCUUGUUCUAUUAUGUGAUACCAACUUCAAAAUUUUAUUUUUUUCUCCUCCGAGAUUAUGUUUUUUUCUUCUUCUUGGAGAUUUUAGUAAAAGAAAAUUAGUAUUGUUGUAAUUAAGAUCUGGCUAAGGUAGAAUUAAUUGCUUUAAAUAUGGAAUAUUAUGUUGUUUUUUUUCUUUU
Messenger RNA from Solanum lycopersicum (tomato), 698 nucleotides. Its product is annotated as heavy metal-associated isoprenylated plant protein 21. Gene Ontology annotation, molecular function: metal ion binding. The record is from RefSeq and is a predicted model, not a curated record. NCBI's taxonomy places the organism in Eukaryota, Viridiplantae, Streptophyta, Magnoliopsida, Solanales, Solanaceae.